This is a messenger RNA of Morone saxatilis (striped sea-bass), 2767 nucleotides long. It is a transcript of the gene szrd1, whose product is annotated as SUZ RNA binding domain containing 1. The transcript is spliced from 4 exons. Bases 253 to 735 code for a protein of 160 amino acids. The record is from RefSeq and is a predicted model, not a curated record. NCBI's taxonomy places the organism in Eukaryota, Metazoa, Chordata, Actinopteri, Moronidae.
UCACAUGUUCACAGCAAACAGCAAUAUACAUCUUCAAUUUCUCCUUGACAAAUACUUGAGUUUAUCCUCUGUUUACUGCCGCUUUGCUGAAAUACAGCCAGCUACGCCGGGUGCCUUACUAAGGAGCUGCGUAAAGAGCGAUCAUGCUGUGGGGAAAUCCGUCAGCGUAAUGUCAAAGGCAGUAGGCAGCCGAGAGGCGGACCUGAAGGAGCCCAGGACAGCCAACUCCACAGCGUGUGAGCAAAAUGAAACAUGGAUGAGGAGGUCGCCGAAAGUUGGGAGGAAGCUGCUGAUAGUGGGGAAAUGGAAAAACGGCUAGAAGAGAAGCUAAGGAUCAGCCAGAAAGAAAAGUCCGGUUCUAGGGAGUCCAGUAAUAAUGAUCCACGAUCUCCUUUGAAGACAACCAUGGUGAUACAGGACGACUCUCAACCAGCAGCACCCCAACCUCAAAUACGCAUUUUGAAGCGGCCUACAAGUAACGGGUCACUGGGGUCACCCUUGAAUCAGAACAGGCCUACACCACAGGUCAAGUCUCUGGCCCAGCGUGAGGCAGAGUACGCCGAGGCCAGGAAGAGAAUACUGGGUAGCGCCUGCCCAGAGGAGACGCCUCAGGACAAGCCCAACACUGACAGGCCAGGGCGCAAUAACUCUACAUUGCCUUCAGAGGACACCCGAUCAAACAAUCACAGUGUCGGGCAGCCAGACGGCACCCAGGGGUUCCGACAGCACAGAUAAGUGGGCCCCGGGGCCACCCAGCAACUGGGUGGGAGAGAGAGAUAAAGGGCCGCCUGAGAGCAAAGACAGCAGUGUUUUCUUAAAACUUCCUUCCUUCAGUUCCAUUAUAUCGGAUGUGCCGCUCGCACAGCCGCACCGCUGCGUCCCCACUAGCAGUCGUUCAAAACUGACCAGGAGCGAGGAACUCCAGGAGGAAGUCAAAUGGAAAUGUGCUCUCUUUUCUCCCCACUGCAGUCUGUUUGACACUGUGAUUAUGGACAUCUUCUGGACUCACUGUGAUGAUCCCUUUAAGAAACGCCCCUCACCUCCAUCUCUCUCCUCCCUCAGUCCCCAGCAGCUCCGUCUCAGGACGGAAGCAAAGACUUACACAAAGGAUGGCAGAGAGAGAGAGGAGGAGUAGUGACGGGCCAUAUCAAAAUGAGAUGAGCUGGUUCUUGGGCAGCAGCUUCUCCCCAGCAAUAAUACCAGACAUCACUUCUCACACAUUUACAUACGUAUACGUUUCUAAUUUUUCAGAUGUUGGCUGACAAAAUGUUUAUCUUUUAUUUGUCUUGCUCGUCUUUAAUUGUCUAUACUAGGGAUGCUCUGAUAUCGAGUACAGAUAAAAGUACUUUAAAUUACACAUGCACCACCACGAACCGGUUCACAGUAUUUAGUAUUGAGAGAUAUUUUUAAACAAACAUAAUAUCGGCAGUUUUUAUGAAGUGGGAAACCUUUCUUUGGCAAUAAAAUAGUCUAAAGAAGCUACGGUUUGCUUUCUGUUAACAGUUUAAACACAGACACUUAAGGCCGCAGCUUGUGGUGUCAGAUCUCCCAGUAAACUCUAAUGCUGAGUACUUGACUGGUACCUGCCAGCUAGCUGAGCUGUUAGCAAUAUCACUGCACCCCUAAUAUGUAAACUGCUAUUUGUUUUUAAAAAUGGAGGGUAAGGCUCGUGUGUGUUGUGUAUCUGACAACUUCUGUUUUUGCUAUGUUUUUUGAUUUAAGCUUUUCAGCUGUCUUCCUUGUCACAUCAUUAUUUCUAUUUAAAAGUAAAAGCAAAAAAAGAGACAGUGAAAAGGAGAUUGUGGAUUGAAGUCCAUUUUUAAGUAGCUUUUCAGCCUUUUUGUAUGAGAUGGCAGAGCAGUAUUUUAAUCGAAAUGAACCAAAAUCCCAUUUUAAAAUCAACCUGUAAAUAUAUCAGUUAAUUCAGAUGUCACUAUGUGAGGGUGAUAUUAGCAGCAACUCAAAGGGAGAGGGUCAGAUGGGAAAUGAAUUUACUGCUGUACUUCACACGCCUCUCAUAUAUCCACCUCGUCAACGGUGUGCUCGUUUCUUCAUGUCCGUCACUGGCGUACAGUGCGUAGGAACUCAGGUGCAGGUGAACGAGACUGAAUGAAUGAAAUGAACUAAGAUUGUAUUUUUCCAGCGGUUGCUCGAACAGCAAAUGUCCGUAUUAAAGCUUGGGUUGGCACUUUGUUCGAAAUAAUGCUACAGAUUGUGCUGUACUGUUACAGAAAUGGUGUCCCAAGAUGAAUGAAUGAAUGCCAGUUUUUUCUUUCUUUUUGACUGCUUGCAUCUGGGUCACGAACGAAACCGUAACAUCACCCCCGUGUGAUUGUUCAGUAAUUGAUGGUCCACUGCUGAAAUGGAACGUGGAGACGCGGCUGUAUGUGAACCAGAGGGGUAGUAAUUACCUGGCUCAGCACAACCAUUGUGCCCAGUAGAUGUUAUUGGUUUUUCACCUUUUAUUUGUUCAAACAGAGAAGAGUUCUCAAUAAAGCCAUAUUCAGUGGUGCACAUCAUCAAUAGAGAAAUUAUUGUAAUGGUUGAAUUCAGCUUGUGCCUCCUGUAUCACAUCUUUACUUCCUGGUAAUCUUAUUACUGUAGUUCAAGAAACUGAAUAUAUCUGAGGGAGAAUUCACAAUACUGGUAAGAGGUUUUAGUUCAGGAAAUCUAGCUGCGGAGCAGGAGAUCGACGGGUUCCGCUAAGCUCUGAGUGAGAACACAAACUGCCUGUAAAUACUGAUUUAAUAAAAUGAUUUGCAAAAAA